Messenger RNA from Adineta steineri, 1731 nucleotides. The record is from the annotation of a GenBank genome assembly. NCBI's taxonomy places the organism in Eukaryota, Metazoa, Rotifera, Eurotatoria, Adinetida, Adinetidae.
AUGAUAAAAACGGGAAUAAAAGAAUUAUUAACAUUUCAUCCUAAAGAAUGGAUGAAUGCAUUCCGACCAAAUCCAAAUUAUCCUCUGUUUGUACGUGGUGAUAUUGAUGGUUUUGUUGCUUUUUUUAUCAAUAGUUUAUCAACAUUAUUAGCAGUCAUAUUGAAUUUACAACCUAUUUUAGGUGAUGAAAUUGUUUAUGGUAAAAUUGUACCUGGAACAGGAAUAGCAAUGGUAUGGGGUAACUUUUAUUAUGUUUAUAUGGCUCGAAAACUUGCAUUUAAAGAGAAACGUGGAGAUGUAUGUGCUAUGCCAUAUGGUGUAUGUACUCCAGGUGCAUUUGCUUUUAUCUAUGUUAUUGUUUCACCUACUUAUUAUGGAUGUAUAACUAAACAUGAUAAAGUUUAUUGUCAAGAAUUAGCAUGGUAUGUAGCUUUGGCUAGUAAUUUUAUUACUGGUCUAGUUCUUCUAUUACUUUGUUUAUUUGGAGAAUUUAUUCGAAAGAAUACACCUAGUGUAGCAUUACUUUCUUCAAUAUCUGGUCUUGGAUUUGUUAUUUUAGCAUUGAAUGAAUAUUUACCUAUCGAUGAAACACCAAUAGUAGCUUUUCUUCCAUUUAUAAUUGUUAUGCUUGGAUAUUUUGGUGGAGUUGGAUAUGGUCCCUUACCGAUUUCAUUUGUUGCAUUAGUAGUAGGUACAAUUCUUGCUUGGAGUACAUCAGUUAAUCAAGUUUCAGCAGUACAUGAAGCAACACAUCUUGUUAAAGGUUAUAUACCAGUAUUUCCUAUAAAAGAAAUAUUUCAACAUAUGGAUACUAUUCGUCUUUAUCUUUCAACAACAAUUCCAACAGCUAUUGCAAUUGCUAUUGGAACUAUUCAAUGUGUUGAAACAGCUAAACGAGCUGGUGAUUUUUAUCCUACACGUGAAGCAAUGUUUGUUGAUGGUAUUGGAACAUUAAUUGCUACUUUAUUUGGUUCAAUUCUUAGUAUGACAGCUUAUAUUGGUCAACCAGCAAUGAAAAAAAUGGGUGCAAAACAAGCAUAUUCAAUGAUACAUGGUCUCAGUUAUUUACCUUUAUGUUUAUUAGGUUUCAGUGGUAUACUUAUGUCAGUAAUUGCUGUUGUAGCAAUUAAUCCAAUUGUUAUUUUUAUUGGUUUGCUUAUAUGUUCUGAUACAUUAGCAAUAACUCCUCAACGUCAUUAUCCUGCUUUUCUUCUUGGUAUAAUGUCAGUCGUGGCCGACUGGGCCCAAGGUACUAUUGUGAAUGGUGUAUCUAAUGCAUACUUAAAUUUUACUCUACCCAAUGUUCAAUUUUCACCCAAUGUUACCUCUGCUAUUACCGGUUUUUCAUAUCGUGGUUUAGUCAAUUUUGCGGGUGGUUCCCUGUUACAGAGUGUUUUUCUUACAGCUAUUCUAAUGUAUAUUAUUGAUCGAAAAUUUUUAAGAGCUGCAGUAUGGUCUCUUCUUGCAGCAUUCUUUUCUUUAUUUGGUUUGAUUAAUGCCAAAAAUGUCGGUGUAUUGAUAAAAAAUACAGAUGAUGGAUGGCGAUUUACUAUAGCAUAUACAAUGUUAGCCAUUUUCUUUUUAUUAUUAGAAUUUGCUCAAAGAAAACAUUGGGUAAAAGGACAAGAAACUGAACCGGAUGAUUUAUCAAGUCUCGAAUGGGCUGAAUGGAAAAGACAACAAGCAUUGGAACAAUCAAAUACCAAUGAAACUAUACAAAUAUUAAACUGA